AUGCCCAAAAAUGUGGUGGAUCCAGGUUCAGAUAUUGCCAUUCGUAUGCAGUCUCCAGAUGCAAACCACCUCUGGUUCCCCAGCCAGUCUCUGUGGAGCCUGAUCGCUGAACAUGUCACUGGGUCAGAGCUGCAAAAGAUCCGUACAGCGCUGGGCAACUCCCUGGUUGACAUGUACGCAGAUAUACACUCUGAGGCGGAGACGUGGUACAAGAUGUGGCAGGAGAGCCAGCAAAGGCUCCCACGUCAGCAGGGCUCCCCUCUGGCUGACCCCCCUGCAGUCAAAGAGCUGGUGAGAGCCGAGGUCAAGAUGUUACUGCAGACCCUCAGAGAGAGAGCCAGCAUAGGGGGGAGAGAUGGCGAGGAAUUUGUGUUUUGGUACAAACCUGAGACGGUGGACUACGCUCUGGGUCACCUUGACAGCUGUUACAGAAGCACCAACCCUGAAGAUACUGGCAAUGAAAGCAGACCGAACUCUCGCUGUUCAGGCCAGUCCAGUGCUGAGGAUGAGAUUGAGGCAGUGAGAGACAAGCUGAAUGUCACUGACAUUAAUGAAGUGGUGGACCGCCUCAAAUCUGUCCUAAAGGAGGAAUGUGAAGCGUUGAACAGGCUGGUAAAGAAUUUAAAGGGGAAUAUUAAACAAAAGCGUCGGAGUCAGUGUGAUAAGUCAGAACCUACACUUUCAGAGUUGAGAGAGCUAAGAGGAGCUAUACAAAUGGACCUGCAGCUCUACCCCUCUAUGUUGUCUGCUUCACCACCAGCUUCCUCCCCUCUCCCUAUGAAGGAACUGAAAAACAGGUCCAGACUACCAGUAAGGCAAAGGGUUUCUGGGGAGACUCUGGGAACUUUAAUCACUUCAUCAGCCUUCAGACCACAUCCACCUCCUCCUAUGUGCCAUACUAAACCCAGGCCACCGUCGGGCGCUCCUCCUAGCAAGACCUCAGUUAAACUAAUUAACAGUCCUUCACUGUCUCGCACUCAUGGACAGCACAGAAGCACAUCAGCCUCCUCUGGACCUAGGAAAACACAUACACCUAUCUCGAACCGGAUCACCUCUUCUGGACCCGCCAGUGACCAGAUAAUGGUUAAACCCUCACACCACUCCAGUCUCGCUCCAAAGCAAGAUAGUGCUGGUCUCCACUGCAGGGCUCUGACUACAUCAUCCCAUCGCACUACUCACAGCUCGAGCGGAGAUUUGUCACCACAGACGGAAAGAAAAAGCAGCUCAGCCUGGAGGUCAAGAAAAAUCAAUGCUAUCACCUCAUCCCCCCGCUGUGAUGCCGGUAGUUACAGCAGCAAUAGUACUGAUCUUUCUAUGUCAACAACCGGGAAAUCAAAGACACAAAAUGGUACCUGCGGAGGUAGUUUAAUAUCAACCACAGUGCAAGUGGAUAAUGACACAAGGAAGAGUACUUCUGAGAGAUUUCACUCUUGCGUUGGCAGUAGGAAGAGCAACAAUGGAACUGAUAGAAAUAAAAAUGGUCAUCUUGGGAAGGAUGUCACGCCGCAGCCAAGUUUAUUAGCCUCCGUUUGACAGAUCGCUCCUCACAUGAUCCAGAAAGCAGUGAUAAAUGGACAAUUCUUUAUUUCCCCUAAAAGACCACUUGAGGGCACCACAAGUCAGCCAAAAAGUGACAGAGCUGGAGUCCACUCACUUAUCAGCCAGCACCUCAUCCAAGGGUGUUAACUCUGAAGUCAGCCAAUACUUUAACUGUUGUGUCUGGUCCUCAUAGGGGUUUUUCCAUACAGCAUAAAUUAAAAUAAACUCCUGUUUAAGACCUUGUUGUAAUG
Messenger RNA from Morone saxatilis (striped sea-bass), 1790 nucleotides. It is a transcript of the gene ccdc24, whose product is annotated as coiled-coil domain containing 24. Bases 1 to 1533 code for a protein of 510 amino acids. The record is from RefSeq and is a predicted model, not a curated record. The transcript is spliced from 9 exons. Lineage: Eukaryota; Metazoa; Chordata; Actinopteri; Moronidae.